This is a messenger RNA of Paramisgurnus dabryanus, 7144 nucleotides long. It is a transcript of the gene clasp1b, whose product is annotated as CLIP-associating protein 1. Gene Ontology annotation, cellular component: spindle microtubule; kinetochore; cytoplasmic microtubule. Gene Ontology annotation, biological process: mitotic spindle assembly; establishment of mitotic spindle localization. The record is from RefSeq and is a predicted model, not a curated record. Gene Ontology annotation, molecular function: kinetochore binding; microtubule binding. NCBI's taxonomy places the organism in Eukaryota, Metazoa, Chordata, Actinopteri, Cypriniformes, Cobitidae.
GUUUGAAGCCGCACAAUGGGCGGAGAUCUCUGCUGUUUCCUUCAAAAACCAACUGAUCAUCAUCUUGCGGGAAACGGCAGAAGGAUUUCAGCGAAAUGUCAGUACUCAAGCAAAGUUGUACAGAUGAUGAGACGUCAUUGCUGAAGAGUUUACAUUACCAAUCCUGGAACUGUUUGUUAUAACAUCUUACAUUUAACACAUGCUGCUGCCCAUUGGAUACUGGAUUAAUCCCAUCCAAACAUCCAUAACACAGCUUUACAGACCAGGGUUAUAUGUGUUGUCUUGAGCUGUGGUCCAACUCGACGAGGACAUGGAGCCCAACAUGGAGUACAUCAUCACACAGGUUACGCAGAAAGAGGUUGGACGGCGAUUUCAAGUGGGACCGGAAAUCAUAGACUACAUCCUGGACCGACAUAAGUCACAGGACUUGGAACAGGAUCAGACCAUGCUGGACCGGAUGGUGGACAGUUUGGCCACUUCGUGGGUCAAUUCAAGCAAUUUCAAGAUGGCUUUGCUGGGGAUGGAGAUAGUCUCAGCUUUAAUAACCAGAUUACAGGAACGCUUCAAAACACAAAUAGGAACAGUUCUUCCUAGUUUAAUUGAUCGUUUAGGUGACACUAAAGAUCAGGUUCGAGACCAAGCACAAACACUGCUGUUAAAAAUUAUGGACCAAGCAGCCACUCCACAGUAUGUUUGGGACCGAAUGCUGGCUGGAUUCAAACACAAAAACAGUCGGACCAGAGAAGCUGUUUGCUUUUGUCUUAUUUCAACACUUAAUGUAUACGGGGCCCAAGGUUUAACACUUAGCAAGAUUGUUCCUCAUAUUUGUCAUCUGUUGGGAGACCCCACGAGUCAGGUUCGGGAUAGUGCCAUGAAUUGCUUGGUGGAGAUUUACAGACAUGUUGGAGAAAGAGUUCGCAUGGAUUUGGGCAAAAAAGGCCUUCCACAGUCACGGUUAAAUUUGAUCUUUAAGAGAUUUGAUGAUGUUCAGAGGUCUGGGAAUAUGAUUCUGUCUGCAGAUAAGAACAUCGAUGAUGAUGAUUCUGUGGAUGGAGGACGUUCCUCAUCUUUAUCUAAAGGAGCAUCAUCCGUGCGUAGGACAGGAUCCCUGCGGCGGACGAGCUCAAAGAGUUCAGGUAAAGAAGGGUCGAGUGCUGGAGGCGUUGAUGAAGAAGACUUCAUUCGUGCCUUUGAGGACGUGCCUGCUGUACAGAUCUACUCUGGCCGUGAGCUGGAGGAAUCCAUGAACAAGAUCAGAGAAAUUCUCUCAGAUGACAAACACGACUGGGAGCAGCGAGUGACUGCACUGAAGAAGGUGCGUUCCCUGGUGUUGGCCGGUGCGUCCCACUACGAGGGCUUUACCCAGCAGUUACGACAGCUUGAAGGGGCUUUUAAACUUUCUGUCAAAGAUCUGCGGUCACAGGUGGUGCGUGAGGCCUGUAUUACACUCGGGCAUCUGUCGUCUGUGUUGGGGAAUAAAUUUGAUCACGGAGCAGAAAGCAUCAUGCCGAUGUUACUGAAUCUCGUCCCUAAUAGCGCCAAAGUCAUGGCCACGUCUGGAGUCGCUGCCAUUCGACUAAUAAUACGACAUACUCACUAUCCUCGACUCAUUCCCAUCAUGACCAUCAACUGCACAUCUAAAUCAGUGGCCGUCAGACGGCGAUGUUUUGAGUUUUUGGAUCUUUUGCUGCAGGAGUGGCAGACGAGUUCAUUAGACAGACACAUCACUGUUCUUGUGGAGACCAUCAAGAAAGGAGUUCACGAUGCAGAUGCUGAAGCCAGAUCAGUAGCAAGAAAGUGUUACUGGGGUUUUCAUUCACACUUCAGUAAAGAGGCGGAGCAUCUGUUUCAGGCUCUUGAAUUGACCUAUCAGAAAGCUCUGCAGUCUCACAUGAAGAGUUCAGACAGCGUCGCAUCUCUUCCUCUGUCCGACCGCUCGUCCUCCAGCUCUCAAGAGAGUCUAAAUCGGACGUUACCUGCAAAAACGCCUGUGGCAAGCAACUUAAGCAGAACUAAAUCUAUGAGUUCUCGCACGUCCUCUGCGUCCGGUUCGAUGCAGCGCUCGCGCAGUGAUGUGGAUGUCAACGCAGCAACCAGUGCCAAAUCACGCAUGCCCGCUGUACCCACUGCCACCCCAUUCAGCUCAGCCGCAGCCCUGCCGCCCGGCUCCUACGCAUCUCUGGGUCGAGUCCGAACAAGACGACAGAGUUCAGAAACCGCUGCUGGUGGCAGAGCCUCUGUGACGGAGAGCAGGGGGCGGAGUCGAGCCAAAACUGUGUCCCAAUCACAACGAUCCAGAUCAGCAAAUCCAGUGGGUGGUAAAAGUCACGCCGGAAGUCGCACGACUUCACCUGGAAAGCUCUUGGCUCGUUUUUCUGGAAGAAUCCCUCGAGGAGCUGGAACGCCAUCAGACAAACGCAGUAAAAUCCCACGGAGUCAAGGCUGCAGUCGAGAGACGAGUCCCAGCCGGGGCAGAGAGGUACGGGGCAGUCGUAUCCCACGGCCCAGCAUGAGUCAGGGUUGUAGUCGUGACACCAGUCGAGAAAGCAGUCGUGACACCAGCCCGGCACGAACGUUCAGUCCGCUGGAUCGCUUUGGUCUUAUCCAUCAGGCUCGUAUCUCAGCAUCUGUUAAUGCCAUGAGGAUAUUGAAUACAGGUUCAGAGGUGGAAGCUGCUGUUGCUGAUGCUCUGCUUUUAGGAGACUCCAGGAAUAAGCGGAGGCCGACAAGACGACGGUUUGAAUCUCCAGGUAUGUGUUCUGAUGAUGACGCCACGAGUGACGCGUCCAGCGCGUGUUCAGAGCGUUCCUUCAGCUCACGAAGCGGUGGGAUUCCUCAUUACCUGCGUCAGACGGAGGACGUGGCCGAGAUUUUGAAUCACUGCGCCAGCUCCAACUGGUCUGAGAGGAAGGAAGGACUUCUGGGACUCCAAAACCUUCUGAAGAGCCAAAGAGUCCUCAGUCGUGUGGAGCUGAAGAGAUUGUGUGAGAUCUUCACCAGAAUGUUCGCAGAUCCUCACAGCAAGAGAGUGUUCAGCAUGUUCCUCGAGACGCUGGUGGAUUUUAUUCUGCUUCACAGAGAGGAGCUGCAGGAUUGGUUGUUUGUUCUGCUCACACAGCUGCUGAAGAAAAUGGGAGCCGAUCUUCUGGGCUCGGUCCAGGCUAAAGUACAAAGGGCACUAGAUGUCACCAGAGAUUCGUUCCCGUACGAUCAACAGUUCAACAUCCUCAUGCGCUUCAUUGUUGAUCAGACACAAACUCCAAACCUCAAGGUAAAGGUGGCCAUCCUGAAGUACAUUGAAUCUUUGGCAAGGCAGAUGGAUACCUCAGACUUCGUGAACUCCAGCGAGACGCGUCUGGCCGUCUCUCGGAUCAUCACGUGGACCACAGAACCAAAGAGCUCAGAUGUGAGGAAGGCUGCUCAGAUGGUGUUGAUCUCCCUGUUCGAGCUCAAUACCCCGGAGUUCACGAUGCUGUUGGCCGCUCUGCCCAAAACCUUCCAGGACGGAGCCACGAAACUGCUGCACAACCAUCUGAAGAACAGCAGUAUCUCUACCGCAGUAUCUCAGGCAUCUCCCAGCAACACUAUGGGACGGACCCCCCCAAAACAUCCCGUUACCCGGACGAGCCCCCUGAUGUCACCCACAAACUGUUCACGUGAAGGACUUUCUCCAAGUGGUUUCUGGGGCUGGAGCUCAAAGUUUUCCUCUCCUCUCUCACACUUUUACCCCGGCCCCUCCACCCCUCCUCUCAGAGCUCAUCGGAGAGCUCAUUCGCCCAGUAUGUUGGAGUAUGACACAGAAAAUAUGAACUCAGAUGAAAUCUUCAGCUCAUUAAGAGGAGUAACGGAGGCCAUCCAGAGCUUCAGCUUCCGGAAUCAGGAGGAGAUGACCGAGCCGAUCAAACGUGACGGCAGGCGGGAUGAUACAACGGGUGUGGAUUCGCGUCUAUCAGCAGGAGUGACAGAAGGAGGUCGCACCGCUCUGGACAAUAAAACAUCUUUAUUAAACACACCAUCCCCGCGGUCAUUCAGCGGCACAUGGAUGAGAGAAUACAACCCAUAUAACUACAGCGACUCCAUCAGUGUCUAUGAGAAAACAACACCUGCUGUGAGAGAUGGCACAGAGUUCAGAGAUGGUCACGACCACGGUGAAAACAAAAUCAUGCGUGCUAAAAGCUUUUCUGCAGGACCCAGGCCUCACCUGGAGAUGGUCGGUGACCUGCUGAAGGAGCUGUCCAAUCACAGCGAGCGUGUGGAGGAGAGGCGGGCCGCUUUACUGGAGUUACUAAAAGUUACCCGUGAUGACAGUCUGGCCGUAUGGGAGGAGCAUUUUAAAACCAUGCUGCUAUUGCUGUUAGAGACGCUGGGAGACAAAGACCACACCAUCCGAGCGCUGGCUCUACGCGUACUCAAAGAGAUCAUGCGCAGUCAGCCCGCACGCUUUAAAAACUAUGCAGAACUGACCAUCAUGAAAACACUGGAGGCUCAUAAAGACAGUCAUAAAGAGGUGGUUCGGGCCGCUGAAGAGACGGCGUCCACUCUGGCCAACUCCAUUCAUUCUGAACAAUGCGUCAAAGUUUUGUGUCCCAUCAUCCAGACGGCAGAUUAUCCCAUCGACCUCGCAGCCAUCAAAAUGCAGACUAGAGUCAUUGAGCGCAUUUCCCAGGAUUCCCUGCUUCAGCUCUUGCCUGACAUCAUUCCAGGUCUGCUACAGGGCUAUGAUAACACAGAGAGCAGCGUUCGUAAGGCCAGCGUCUUCUGUCUGGUGGCCAUUUAUUCUGUGAUUGGUGAAGAUCUGAAGCCACACCUACAGCAGCUCACAGGCAGCAAGAUGAAGCUGUUGAAUCUUUACAUCAAACGAGCUCAAACCACCACCAGCACCAGUAGCAGCUCAUCUGAUAUCUCAUCACACAGCUGAAUCUGGUACCCAUCUCAUCUGUCUCCGCUGUUAUUGACUCUAAAACAAUCAGUUUUAAUCCUGAAUCAUUUCCUAACGCUCACAAGCUGUUUUGCACAUAUAAGUGCUGCAAUCCUUUAUUAUGUAUGUAGAUUUUGUUUAGGCACUAUGAUGUAAAUAUGCUUUCUUUUAUGAUAUUUUAACACUUAACUGCAGCCUGUCGGCUGUUUUUGAGUUUAAAGAAAAAUCUGCAAACAACAAUUUUAGAAACCCAUCAGUGGGGUUUUAAUUCUUGACCAGAAGGAUGUUUCUCAUGAUCAUCACAAUCAAAGUAUUUCACAUUUAUUUGAAAGCUUUUGCUCUGAUGUUUAUCCUCGUCACAUGUUCACCGUUACAUCACAUUGUUUAAGAGGAGAUAUUACGGCAUUAGUGAAUGUAAAUCCACUAAAAGACAUCCAAAGGAGUUUCUGACAGGAACAAACACUACUUUCAGUCUGUGAUGAGUAUUACAAUGAAUGAACAUUUUAAAAUAUGCAAGAACAAAAGAUUGUAUUUAUACAUUAUUGUUAUGAAGUGCUAAUAAUAAGAUUUUGUUGGAUGUAAGUGUGGAAGAAUGAUUUGUUUGAUAAUCCCUUUUUGUUUUGUGAAUGUGUUUUAAGAGGACCGUGACAUUUCAACACUAAGAGAGACAGAAAGAAAGAGUUUCUGCUUUUGUGAUUUAAGAGCCUUUGAACAGAAGGCAUUUAAAAAAAUCUCAAUGUUACAUACAGACAUGAAAUCUCUCAAAGAGCAAAUCUCAAUCAUCCCAUUUAAAGAUUUUACUUUUGAAAGUACUUAUCUUGCAGGACAAAUAUUGAUAGUCUGUUAUAUUUAACCUAACAGUAGUGUCAUGAAAUGCACUCUAAAACUUAAGUUAUCUGUGAAACUCUUUAGAGAAAUAGAUUGAACAAAAAUAAUCCAAAUUGGAUUUAAUUCGUCAAAAUGUUGUUUAUACCCAGUUUUCUGGUUUUACUAAAGUUUGUGUGGCUGUUUGUUAAACUGUUUUAAAUCUUGGUGCUUAAUUGUUUCACUCUGAAUGUUUAACUUUAGUCUUUCAUUCGUUUUGCUUUCAUUUACUUUGACAGCCAUUUCUAAAAAAACACACUGACAAUAUCUUAAAGCUGUAGUUAGAAAUCCCAAAGAGCAUGCACACGCACAUGCACAAACACGCACACGCACACGCACACGCACACGCACACACACACACACACACACACACACACACACACACACACACACACACACACACACACACACACACACACACACACACACACACACACACACACGCCCAUGCACAAACACACACAUGCACAAACACACACACACACACGCAUAAACAUACAUGCACAAACACACACACAUGCACGAACACACAUAAACACACGUGCACACUCACAGAGACAUACACACAAAGUAAAUGAUUAAUUUAGCAGAAAUGAUGAAGAUGAUAUAUUUUUAAGUUUCAUUUGCUACAGUAGUUACAAGAUGUUUAGCAUGAAUAUUUAAUAAUCCUUAAAUCUUUGAUUUCAUACGGACACUUCACUACUGUAAAAUAAUACGAGUAGGAGCGGCGCACAAACUAACGCUUUUUGACUUUGGCUCUAUCAUUCAAAAAAUAUUACCGGUAGUUAGUAAAUCAUUUUUUUACACAAUCAAUACACACAUCUCUGCUACAAAUAAACACUAAAAGUUUAAUGUGGGACCAUUGCAUUUUACAUUUGUAAUUACAAUUACAUUCAAUAUCUUAACCAAAACACAUCAACACUUUUCACAACUUCACAUGAGAUCUUCUGACAGUAAGAAAUAAAAACUAAAAGCACAGAUUGCUCAGCACUGUAUAAAUAUGUAAAGUAGCCGCGUUACAACUAACCUGGUGUUAGUUUGUGCUCCGCUCACCCCAUUAUAUAUAAAUCAUUAUAAAGUAACCUGAGACUUUAGUUCAACUACAUUAUUAAAAGCAACUCUUUAUAACUGAUGAUCACAAACUAUAUGACUAAAAUAAGUUCAUGUACAGAAGUGAUGGGAGAAUAAAACACUUGAACACUUUCUUCAUUUCAGUACAGAAAGACAUCUGCAGUAUUGAUUUAAUAUCCAUCUCUGAUUCAUUCUUUUAUUAAAGCUGUACAUUUGACUUCUUUUCUUUGACUUUCACCUUACAGUCUGUAAACUUGAUUCACUCCAGAUAAACUAAACCUCAAAGUUUGA